Chaetomium strumarium is the source of this 3033-nucleotide messenger RNA. RefSeq lists its product as uncharacterized. The transcript has 5 exons. The record is from RefSeq and is a predicted model, not a curated record. The coding region runs from base 307 to 2904 and encodes 865 amino acids. Lineage: Eukaryota; Fungi; Ascomycota; Sordariomycetes; Sordariales; Chaetomiaceae.
AGAGUUAAUAAGGAUGCCUUCACGGAAACGCGGCAAGAUUAGCCGCAGUCAGAGGCGAUCAUUUCUGCGGCAGAGCGUCUGCAAUGUCACCCUUCUUCGGGCGCAGGGGUUCCUCGAAACCACAGCCCCCCCUCUCGGCCCCGAGAACGCCACAUCACGAUGCACCACCCGCGGGCUCAGCCGCAGUCCCUGGUCCCGGUCGCCAACCAUUAUUUGCCCGGUUGCCAAGGCCAGUUAUAAACGUGCCAUCCCCGCUCUCGAGCGGAGGCUUGAAUCUUGCGUGCGCAACAACGACCAAGUACUAGUAUGGCCCAAAGCAAUAAUACCCAAGCAGCGGUCCCCGCAGUCGACCAGGAAGAUGGCCCCAUCGCGACGGCGGCCCUGGUGCUGGCCGCCGCGGCGCUUGUGGUCUCUCUCGCUCAGGCCCUGCUGCAGUAUCUCAGCUCGAGCGAGGGCCGUGGGAAGUGCACCUACGAAGCGAUAGACGCGUCGGCCAAGAGCACCAAGUUGGGUUGGAACUGGACCUUCUGGAAGCUGCGCGUCUACUACCCGGUGCUCAACAUCUCCUUCUCGUCCGUCAUGCGGGCGGCAGUCGAGCAGUCCAACUACCACAUCGACGCGCACAAGUCGCCGAUCAGUCGCCUGACCAAGGAAAAGAAGGACGACAGGGCGCUAUGGGGCUUCACGGUCCUCGAGGAGACCGAGACCGACACCUCGUUCUUUACCGUCUCGGACGGAUAUACCACACUCGUCGACGAUACAGAGCCCGUGACGAGCAAGGACCUCACGUGGACCGAGACGGCCCAGCUCGUCUGGUGGAAGCUCACGCACAGCUCCGGUCCGGUGAACCGACCGCGGGCCUCGUGGGCGCAGAUGCUCAUGGCAUUCGGCAUCCGAGACACGCGGUCGCUGGUGUACAAGCACGCCGACGCCGACAUCAUCCCGGCCUCCGUGGACGCGCCCAUCCAGCGCGUCAAGCUGUUCGACCUCGGCAUGUUGGCGCUCUACCUCGGCUUCAAGAAGGUCACGGUCAACGCGAAGGAGCGCCACUUCGAGGCCGUGGGCGACUUCGGCACCAUCACGACGCUCAAGACCAACGAGCUCGGCAAGGUGCUGCACUUUGAGGGCGACAUCCUGGCCAUCUUCGCCCAGAUCUCGAAGGGCUCCAUCAGCGCCUACAACGACUUCGUGCUCGGCAAGUUCUCCUUUGCGCCGGGCAUCUCCAUGAACGGCAUCAUCUGCCCCCUCCACCUCUUGCUGGAUGUCACGAGCCACGACUGGGACGGGGAGCGGUUCAGGGAGAAACAGCGGCAGUACCUGUCCAUGGCCCAAGCCGAGGAGGGGUUGGCGAAGGGCCAGGUCGCUGCGGAGGCGUCUCUCUUCGAGAUGCUCUACCGAAACCCGAACCUGCCAUCGUUGCAGGACGGAGACGAAUCGGAGUCCGAGCCGGGCAACCGUGUCUCACAGCAUGUGCUAUUUGCCGAUGCCAGUCUAGAGCAGUCCGAAGACUCGUUCCGACCGAAGAUGCUACAAAAGACCACGACUGGGCUGAGCGCGCGACACCUCAGCGCUCUGGUCCGGGACGAUGAUGAGGGCAUCAAUUACCAUGACUUGACCCUGGCCAUCGACCACUGGAACAAGGCGACGGGCCUGCAGCUGCCGACCAUCAUCCCAGCGGCGUCGCUCUGCCUGCUGACGGGCUGCGAGACGGGCUUCCCGUCGUCGGUGCUGAUCGAGCCGAUCAUGCCGUGGCUGGUGGCGCUGGCCGACCAGGUGCGGCGGGCCAGCGAGCCGCUCACGUACGUGUCGGCCCGGACGACCACCAACUUCAAGACCAACUCGCUCAUGUUCGUGCGCUCGCGCGACGCCUUCUGGUACUCGUUCAACUACGUCGGCAUGGAGAGCCGCCUGUGGCAGUGGGGCUGGCUGCUGCACGACACGCGCGAGAUCUACGACUGUCUGAGCGUCGAGGAGCAGAACGACCUCGUUCUCCGCGACGGGGAAGGUAAAUACACGGGCGACGUGCAGCCCGUCAUCCUGACCGAGUGCUACGCCCUGCUGCAGCAGUUCAACCCGCGCGAGUGGGCGGCCAAGAUCGAGAGGGUCGUGACCAUGCAGAUCCUCAAGUUCCGGCCGCAUAACAUGCUCUGGACGCAGGUUCUGCUGCUGGAUGUCGCCAUCCAUUUUCUGGUUAGGGGCGGUUUCCACGAGGGGUCCACGGUACAUUACAACCUGUGGGAGCCCUCCGUCGUGGCCGUUUUCAACGCCGUCGUGAAUGUCUGGGACCCGACGGCCGAGGAGCGAGCGGCGGCGAACUGGGACAGUGGCUCGGACGACGACGCGAGUUCGACGCGCAGCUCCAGGCGCUCCGUGGUGCCGCCCCCGCCCAGGGCGUCCAAACCGAAUCAGGACCAUGUCGAGACCCUGAAGGAGCAUGCGACGCCGCUGGUGGAGGCGUUUGGGAUACCGGAGCCGGGGGCAGGUGAUGGCAUCGCACCUACUACUACGAAUAGUACUAGCAGUCCGUUUGAGGACUCGGGGGCACCACCGCCGGAUGCGCAGGCAGGCACAGGCACAGGCACAGACACAAACGAUGCCCCGCCUCCACCUCCGGCAAUGGCCGAGGCUGAGGUACCGAUACCCAACCCCACGACGAAGAAGCCGGUCAUGAGCCGGACGCACAGUUCCUCGCUCGACGUCGAGUGGGAUCUGGCCGGCAGUCUGCGGAAGCAGGUGCAUCUGUUCUCCGGUCUGGAACCCGAGCAGCGAGAGGCAAAGGUGCAGAAGCUGGCCAUUCUGCUGCAGCUUCGGGCGCUGUUUGUGAUUGCCCUGUUCAUCCUGAUGCCGGACUCGAGCGACGUGUACCUGGCGGACGGAGAGAGGGUGGAGAUGCCUAUGAUAUGAGAUGCUUAUCAUGAGGGGAAUGAUGGAUGCAUGAUGGAGGGAGGACUCGAUGUUGUACUGUACGUUUAGGAUACCCGUGCUGAUUUUUUGAAUUAUUCGUUUCUGUUUCCCCAUCGCAAUUCUCUUUGC